Messenger RNA from Peronospora matthiolae, 1062 nucleotides. Lineage: Eukaryota; Oomycota; Peronosporomycetes; Peronosporales; Peronosporaceae. The record is from the annotation of a GenBank genome assembly.
AUGAUGAAGGCACCACGAGCCAUUGUGAAUCUUUUAUCGGAUACUGUGACCCGUCCCAAUGCUGCUAUGCGGCAGGUGAUUGCAGCAGCAAAAGUGGGUGACGAUGUGUUUGGUACCGAUCCGUCUGUUAAACAGCUCGAGAAACUAGCGGCUGAGCGUCUAGGCAAAGAAGCAGCGCUUUACGUGCCUUCCGGCACCAUGUCGAAUCUCAUUGCCAUCGGCACGCACUGCAGUCGUGGAGACGAAGUCAUUUGCGGGAACCGAGCACACAUUUUUCUCUACGAAGGUGGUGGAGCUAGUGCGUACAUGGGAGUGGGUUUGCACACAGUACCCAACCAACCGGAUGGAACGCUCGCGAUCCAAGAUAUGUUGAAUGCCAUCCGCAGUGAUGAUCCGCACUACCCGCGUUCGAAACUUGUAGCGAUCGAAAACACACAGAACUUCUGUGGUGGUCGCAUUUUGCCUCUCGCAUACAUUCGCGAAGUCGAGCAAUUCUGCCACGAGCAUGACCUCCGUCUUCAUGUUGAUGGAGCCCGACUGGCAAACGCAAGCGUAGCGACUGGGAUUCUGAUGGACGCAUUGGUCAGUGGUGCCGACUCGGUAUCACUCUGUUUGAGCAAGGGAUUGGGCGCUCCCGUGGGCUCGAUCCUUGCAGGUUCAAACAAGUUCAUUCAUCGUGCCACCCGUCUCCGCAAGUCACUUGGUGGAGGAAUGCGCCAAGCUGGUAUCAUUGCGGCUGCAGGAUUGUAUGCGCUAGAGCACCAGUUUGAUCGCCUCGUGGAAGAUCACGUCAAUGCUCAGGCUUUUGCCCACGGGAUUGCCACGAUACCGGGUAUCGAAAUCGACCCUGACGAUGUCGACACGAACAUUGUUUUCUUCAAAGUACCAGUGGAUGCUAAGCUGGAUGCCAUGGCAUUGACAGAGAAGCUCGAGAAUGAAAAAGGAGUGCUUGUGGGUGGGUAUGCGGAUGGCAACCGCAUUCGAGCAGUGACGAAUUUGCAUGUGUCUAGCAAUGACAUUGACUACACUAUAGCAGCAAUUCGGCAACUAGUGCUUAGCUGA